This is a messenger RNA of Prorocentrum cordatum, 3056 nucleotides long. Lineage: Eukaryota; Dinophyceae; Prorocentrales; Prorocentraceae. The record is from the annotation of a GenBank genome assembly.
CGCCGAAGAGGCCCCCUCCGUAGCCAUUUUGGCUCAAGACAUGUGGCUCAAGAGUGCUGCUUCGGAGCUUGAGCAUGCAUCUCUGACCUCUCUCUUGCUCUUCGCAAGCGGCAGCUCGUAGAUCGGCGGUUGUUAGGAUAUGGUCCCCGAUGGCGGGAUCUUGCAGAGGGUGCCAAUCAAUUCGGUGCAGCCCGCGGCGCAGGUAGCGGCGGUAAUCUGUCUGGUCUUGCUGUUGGGGAAGGAUCUAUGGAAUCUUCGCGCAGGAUCUGGCUCGUGUGGGUGCGUGGCCAAUUUGAGGGAAUUUGUACGCACGCUCGCAAGAGUUCUCCGCGUCAACUGUGCCAGAGACCAUGAUGCGUCUUCGAAGCGGGCACAAAGCAAACGCAUGGCUAUAGGCCUUCUGGUCUGCCAAUAUGCCAAACUGCCCCUGAUGACCAUUCCCUUUUCGAGGUUGGAUGAUGAAGGGAACUUUUUCUUGUUGCAUUACACAGCUUUCUUCAUAUACGCGUCUUUCGUGUCAAUUGCUCCCAGUCGGCACGGACGUCGGGUACAGCAUGCAGGGUACUCGGUGUUUAUGAUAUCGUAUUGCUUGGGGCUAUCACCGCUAGUGAUUACUUCUGGGUAUAAUCCUGAGUGGUACAUACGGCGGGCGUUGUGGGCUUCGGGGACGUUUACGUGCUAUGGCAUGUUCUUACCCCUCAAUCUUCUUGGGAAUUGUAUGAUCUGGGGGUCCCUUCUACUAACGGCACACGUUCACGGCUCUGGAGCGUGCAACAACGAAGAUACCAUGGGAACUAUUAUGGCAUGUUUUUUAGGCAUUUCCGCGUGGAUAAUUCUGUGUAACGUUAUUUUCAUUCAGGGGGUGUUUGGCGAGAUGCAGACGUUGACAGCCAAGAGCGAGCUAAAGGCUGGCUGGUGGGAUUCUAUUCUCCAGGGCACGUGUGACGCUGUGAUAGUACUAGACCAGGAGCUGAAGGUCACUCAUGGCGAGCAGUCCCUUGCGAACAUGCUGAUGAUGACCCCAUCAAAGGUCCAGGGCGAGAGCGUAUUGACCCUGAUCGCCGAGGAGGAACGCGAAAGAUUUGCCGAGAUGGUGCGUGACGCCCGAUCCAGCGCGAUGCUGGGGCCGUGCACCGCUUUCAACACCUCUCUGAAGGACAGCGCCGCCAUCCCGUGCCGAGCCGAGGCGAUGUGCGUGAAGUACCUGCAGGCCGACGGCGGGAACGAGUCGUUCCUGAUCGGCUUCCGAGAAGCGCCCGAUCUGCCCGCGAUGCCCUUCCCGACAAAGUUUCCGAGCCCCGCCCCGCGGAGCGGGCGCCCUCGCCCCCGGCAGCCGCCCGCCGCGCGGCUCGCCGAGGCCCCGCCGCAGCCCCUGGGCUCUUCCCGGGGCGAGGGCGACCCUGCUGCCGAGGACAGCUUCCCGGAUGGAGCCAGCUCUUCUACUGAUCAGAGCAGCGACAGCGACGGCACACGCACUCGAACAGGAUGUCGGCCACCCGUAGUGUGGUUCGACCCCGGUUCGAUCGAGUUCACGCUGGUCAAGAGCAGCGCCGAGUUCAGGAUGCUCACCGGCUUCACCAAGGAGGAGAUGGCGGACUUGGGAGGUGUUCUGACGUGGGUGCGCAAGGAGCAGAGGGACGCUUUCGCAAAGUGGGUGCGCGACUUCGCCGACAGCAACCAGAACAGGGUGAGCCGACAUUGCGACGCUGUUGCAGGAGUCAAGUUCUGUAUCGAGUGCGAGAAGCACAGGGCCCAGUUCGAGGCGGAGGUGCAUUUGGAGACUGGUUGGUCGGAUGCCGAUUCCAAGACCUUCAAACUUGUGGUCCACGGUUUUCGAGCCAAGGAGAAAACGCAAGGGAAGACCAGGAGAAUUGAAAGGACAAAUGAUGAUUAUUCUGGUUCCGACGGGACUUCAUCGCAUCAGGGCGACAGGAGCGUGCGCGGGCGGCGCGAGCGCGACUUCGUGGUUCGCGACUCACUGCUUGAGGUGAUGUGCGACGUCGGGGAGGGCGAUAAUGAUGAUGACCCAUUGAUGAUCACGAGGUCCAUCAGCCCAGGUCUCCAGUUGCUUCUCGGCACGGCCGAAACAGGGCAGGAUGUGUGCUACCUGUUCUCCACGGCGGAGAAGGACGACGUCGAAACUUGGUUGCACGAUGCGUAUGUCAGGCGGUCAGACGGUGGUGAGACUUCCGCCGCAAGCAGCCUCUGGUGCUUUAUAGCAGUGCCAGCUCUGGAAAUAUUUGGCGUCGGCCUUGAGGUCAAUUUGACAGUUAAGUUCUCACGCGCAGACACCGGCAUGUGCCUGGUUGUGCAGAGGCUGCGCUGGUCGCCCCUCAAGAGGCGGGCCAAGGCCCGCGUGCGCAGUGUGCCGAGGGCCGACGGCACGCCGGCGAGGCUGCUUUCGGCGAGGCUCUCAGCGGCGGGCGACGGCCUGGCGAGCUUGUGAUGUUCGUGAGGGAGCUCGGUCGUCUCGGCUGCGAAAUAAUUAGCCUAGCGAGGCUCGGCGCAGUGGGCUCAUGGUCGCCGUAGUGCGUUUGGGCUUAUGGGUCCUUGACACGCUUUGGAGUCAUCGUUGGCAUAUCUGCCGAAGAACAUACACACACCAUCCUUGCUUUGUGUUGCCGUUCUUCGUGCUGUUUGGAUUCUCCCGAAUUCGCAAUUUGUUUCCAGGUUCUGAUCUACGAUCGUUUGCUCCUGCUGUGUAGCUUGACGAAGGCGCCCAGGGCAGCGGCGGUGCGAUCGACCAGCUUCCAAGCAGUUGCUUACGCGGCGGCGCGAUCGACCCUGUUUUAAGCGAUUUAUCCGGAUAGCGAGCCCUGUUUUAAGCGGCGGCGCGAUCGACCCGCACGGCCGCCGCGCCCGCCACGCAGGGCUCCGCCAGCCGCCCCCCGAUGGCCCGGGGGAGAGACGGCGGCGCCGGGCACUGGCGGCGCCCCAGGGAUGGGAGUUGAUCCUGCCCUGCCACGGCCUGCGGAACGAGAAACUCCGAAUCAGCAUACCCCUCGCCCUGAUUGCAGCGACAUUGCCAAAUCCGAUGAGAAAAAAAAAGACCGCCG